Zophobas morio is the source of this 1777-nucleotide messenger RNA. RefSeq names its product probable methionine--tRNA ligase, mitochondrial. Gene Ontology annotation, molecular function: methionine-tRNA ligase activity; ATP binding. NCBI's taxonomy places the organism in Eukaryota, Metazoa, Arthropoda, Insecta, Coleoptera, Tenebrionidae. The record is from RefSeq and is a predicted model, not a curated record. Bases 619 to 1722 code for a protein of 367 amino acids. Gene Ontology annotation, biological process: methionyl-tRNA aminoacylation. The transcript is spliced from 19 exons.
GCUUCAUUUGUAUCACCUUAGGCCUCAGCCCUGGGCAUUUUAAAAUCUAAAUCUUUUUCGCGGACGACUCGUCCUGGUCGAUCACAAUUGUUUGACCGUACAAACGUGUUAAACUUGGAAACUAUAGAAAAAGUCGUUAAGCACUUUAAAAGCCCUGAUCACAAACCUGUUUACAUUACCACCCCUAUAUAUUACGUUAACUCUGUGCCACAUAUUGGUCACCUUCAUACAACUCUUCUGGGAGAUUUUUUGGCUAGGUAUUAUAGGUUAUUCGGCGCUAAAGUUUUUUUUACUACAGGAACUGACGAUCAUGGUUUAAAGGUGCAACACUCAGCUGCACGUCUUUCACAACUUGAGGGACGAAUAAUUCGUGAGAAGGAGUUUUGUGAUUUCAAUUCCUCUCGUUUCAAAAAACUCUUUAAGGAGGCCAACAUCUCGUAUGAUAGAUUUAUUCGCACAACAGACCAAGAUCAUAUUGAGACUGUUAAAUUUGUCUGGGAUAUAUUAGAAACAAAAGGAUUUAUUUUUAAAGCAGACUACAGCGGUUGGUACGAUGCUAAUGAAGAAGUUUUUGUUCCUCAAUCUUUUAUCGAAGCAGACAAAUCAGAUCAUGAAAAAAUGCUCAAUCUUAACACGGGAAACGUCGUUCACUGGAUAAGUGAGUCCAAUUACGUAUUUUCUACGGAAAAGUUGAGGAACUGCAUAGAAGACUGGCUAAAAAGCCAACCUUGCCACCCGAAGCGUUGGUCGGCCAUCUACGCUGCUCAUUUUCUUUCCAGCAAUAACGUUAUUUCUCUUUCUCGGCCUCUUCAGCGGAUGCACUGGGGAAUUUCUGUUCCAAACGAUCCUUCGCAAACAAUUUAUGUCUGGUUGGACGCACUAACAACUUACUUAACCUCCGCCGGGUUUCCCUGGCCUCCCUGUCCCUCCACCACGUGCUGGCCGGCGGAUUAUCACAUCAUUGGGAAGGACAUCAUCAAAUUUCACAUGUACUACUGGCCAGCGUUUCUUCUAGCGCUGGACUUGCCUUUGCCGAAAAAUAUUAUCUGCCAUGGCCAUUGGCUCAGAAACGGUAGAAAAAUAUCUAAAAGUUUGGGAAAUGCUGUUGACCCGUUUGAACUUAUUAAGACGUACGGAGAAGAAGAAUGCCGUUUUUAUUUUUUGAGUUCUUCCAUAUUAGGAUCGGAUGCGGAAUUUGAUGAAGCUACUUUGAUUAGUAAAAUAAAAUUUUUACGCGACGCAAUUGGAAAUUUGUUUUCCAGGUGCAUUAAUGAGCGAAUCAGCGGUCACGUGCAGGAGAAAAGCUUGGUGGAUGGUAAUCUCGCUUUGCUGCCUUGCGAUCUGCAGCUUCUUGGAAACUUGGCGGAUUUGAAAGACAAAGUACACAAUUUCUAUAAAUACGGUGAUUCUCAUAAGGGAAUCUCAUUGGUGGAAAAUAUCAUCCAUGAGACGAACAAAUAUUUUUAUGUUAAUGAACCAUGGAGACUUUCUUCUGUUAGUACAGCUCAAGAAAAGGACCGCCUCAACGCUGUUGUUGCUGUAAUAGUAGAAGUUCUUCGUGUCUCUUCACUUUUCCUUCUUCCCGUCAUGCCCAAGAAGAUGUCAAGAUUGUUAGACAACCUCAACAUUCCUGAAAAACAGAGAAAUUAUACUUUCAUUAGCCUACAAGGCGCUAAGAAAUCCCAGACAGCAUUUAAAAAUCUCAAAGACCAUCUCUUUUAAAGGUUCUUUAUAUCCAUGUAUCUUUAAAGCGUUAUAAUAAAAUAAACUAAAUCGA